Molecule: messenger RNA, 1111 nt
Organism: Ananas comosus (pineapple)
Lineage: Eukaryota; Viridiplantae; Streptophyta; Magnoliopsida; Poales; Bromeliaceae
Product: fasciclin-like arabinogalactan protein 12
Exons: 1
Coding region: 86-853 (255 amino acids)
Source: RefSeq, a predicted model, not a curated record
UCUAUCUCUCCACAUUAAUUAAUAAUUGAGAGGAAGCUAGAAACUAAUUAAGAAUAGCAAAUUAACCCUAGCUAGCACCAAAGCCAUGAGAAACUUCCUCACUCACACCCUCUCUCUCCUCCUCCUCUUCCAAUAUUAUUGCACCACCACCAAAACCCUAGCCCUAGCCCAGCCCGCGGCCGCGGCCGCGCCCGCGCCCCCGGGGCCGACCAACAUCACCGGGAUCCUCGAGAAGGCCGGGCAGUACCAGACCUUCAUCCGCCUGCUCAAGUCGACGCAGGUCGCCAACCAGAUCAACAACGAGCUCAACAACACGCAGAACGGCCUGACGAUCUUCGCCCCGACCGACAAUGCCUUCUCCUCCCUCCCCUCCGGCACCCUCAACUCCCUCACCGACCAGCAGAAGGACUCCCUCAUCCAGUACCACAUCCUCCCCUACUUCCUCUCGGCCUCGCAGUUCCAAACUGUCAGCAACCCCCUCAGAACUCAAGCCGGGGAUUCCAGCGAUGGCCAGUACCCUCUAAACGUCACUGCAGUGGGGAAUCAAGUGAAUAUCUCCACAGGGCUGGUGAACACCACGGUGGAUAACACUGUUUACACUGAUGGCCAGCUUGCUGUCUACCAAGUUGAUCAGGUCCUGCUGCCGUUGGGCGUGUUCAGGCCGUCCGUCCCGCCCGCCCCCUCGCCGUCGGAGCAGCAGAAGAAGAAGAAGUCGGCAUCUGCGGCCGAAGGGCCGGCCUCGACCACUCCUGCGGAUUCGACGAGCGGCUCUCUCGCCAUGGGCGUCAGUCGGGAUAAUCAUAUUCUGGUUUUUGCUGUUGUUUCUGUGGCUUCGAUUUGGUGGAGUCUUUGAGUAGUGAUUAUAUAUAUGGUGCAUAUAUGAUGAGUGGUUAAGCAUUACAGUUAAAAUAUAUGUUAUGUUCCUGUGUUUCGAUGAAGGUGGUGUUUGGAUAUAUCUUGUGGGUAUGAUUUUUUUUUUCUAUUUUUUGUUUUUUUUUUUGGGUAAUUAUGUUUUCAAUAUUGAUUCAUCCGAUUUUUGUAUUGUUGAUUCAUCUUAAUUAAUUGCUGUAAUAUGGUUCCAAGAAAAUAAAGAUAGAGUUUAGGAUCUUGA